This is a messenger RNA of Centropristis striata (black sea bass), 2468 nucleotides long. RefSeq names its product glutaminyl-peptide cyclotransferase-like a (gene qpctla). The coding region runs from base 449 to 1645 and encodes 398 amino acids. The transcript has 7 exons. Gene Ontology annotation, molecular function: glutaminyl-peptide cyclotransferase activity; zinc ion binding. The record is from RefSeq and is a predicted model, not a curated record. Lineage: Eukaryota; Metazoa; Chordata; Actinopteri; Perciformes; Serranidae.
AUCAUGAAGAUGUCCCGAAGCGAAAAGGCGUUUAAAAUUGUACAUUUUUAAUGGAUUACUGCACCAGAACAGUUCUGACAAGUUUUGCUCCAUCAGCUCCUUCUGGCAGGUUUUCUUCAUUAAUAUCUCAGUGUAUAAAACAAAAGAGUACCGAGUUGGUGCAGCAGAUGGACUGAGUUAAUAUGUUUCUGUGUAGAUUACUGUAAUGUUUAAUCAAAGCAGGCAAUGAUGCGUUCAAAGACCUGGGUUGCUGGAGGGAAACUGCAGCUUGUGGCCACAGAGGAGAGAUUAUAAAGAGAAGGAGGGAUGUUGAAACAAGACUACAGACUGUUGCAAAUGUAAGAACCGUGCAGCUGCAGCUCAGCCUCCACUUCCUGUGUGGAUCUCCCUCCUACAGGCUGCACCAGCCGGUUAGGACACGUCGCUGUUAGGACUCGACGCUGCAGUCAUGUCCCGGUCCAGUCGGCGGUACAAGCCCCUGCAGCAGAGCAACGGAGGCGGCGGCCCCGGCGGCUCUUUCCCCGGCUGGGACCGGGUGCGGAUGCCCCGGGCCCGGGUGCUGCUGCUCUGCCUCCUCGGGGUCCUGGUCCUGGCGGUGGUGCUGGGGGUCUACCUGUCAAACGACAUCUCCGAUGGACACGUGAACCACAUGCCGGCCGCAGACCUGACCAGAGACCGGUUGUCCCAUAAACCCAGUAAAUGCUCUCCGGCUCAGAUCCGCCGUCUGGCCUCUCAGGUGGAUGGUUCCCGUCUGUGGGAGACUCACCUGCGGCCCCUCCUCAUAGAGCGUCUCCCAGGGACCCCAGGCAGCCUGGCGGUCCAGCAGCACAUCACCUCCUCCCUGUCCUCCCUGUCUGCCGGCUGGGCCGUAGACCUGGACUCCUUCCAGUCCUCCACCCCUCGGGGCCAGGUCACCUUCACCAACAUCGUAGCCACUCUGGACCCCUCGGCCCCCCGCAGGCUGCUCCUGGCCUGCCAUUUUGACUCCAAGGCUCUGCCUCCGGACCCCCGGGCCCCAGAGAAGGUGUUCCUGGGGGCCAGUGACUCGGCGGUGCCCUGCGCCAUGAUCCUGGAGCUGGUCACCUCGCUGGACGCCCAGCUCAGAUCCUUCAAACAGCAGAAACUGCCAGUGUCUCUGCAGCUGGUGUUUUUUGACGGCGAGGAGUCGUUUGAGGAGUGGACCGCCACCGACUCGCUGUACGGCUCCCGUCACCUGGCGGAGCGCAUGGCCAACACGCCCCACCCUGCAGGCGCCACACACACCACCAUGCUGCAGGCUGUGGACCUCUUCGUGCUGCUCGACCUGCUCGGCGGUCCCGAUCCUCUGAUUGCGAAUCACUUUGAUAACACGGCGCGCUGGUUUGACCGUCUGAUCGCUGCAGAGAAGAGACUCCAUCGACAGGGUCUCCUGACCUCUCACCCCUCGGAGCAGACCUACUUUAGGAAGGACGUGUACCUGGGACCGGUGCAGGACGACCACAUCCCCUUCCUCCACAAAGGCGUCCCCGUACUUCACGUCAUCGCGACUCCGUUCCCUCAGUUCUGGCACACGCUGGACGACACCGAGGAGAACAUGCACCGUCCCACUGUGGUCAACCUGACUAAGAUCAUGGCCGUGUUUCUGGCAGAAUAUCUCGGCUUCUGAACACAAAACUCUGACAAAUAUUCACGGUGAAAGUUCUCACUUUACAGCCCCGUACUGGAGGUUCUUGUGCCGUUUGUCACACUGAUAAUGACAAAUAAUCGCUAAAUGACCAGCAUGACUUGGAGUCAAAUGCACAAGAGAAAAUCUUUGUGAAAUGAACUAAACUUUUGGGAGACCAGCUCAAACUUUACCAAAGACUUGCCCCUGCUGGACCGACCACUCCAUGGAGGCUCCUAAUGUCUGGACAUGUGAGGUGGAAACGAGGAGUCUUAAUCAAUAUGAAUAGUUCUUGGAUCAUGGUACCAGAGAAACAGAUGUGAAUUCAAAAUCACUCUAAAUUAUUUUCUUUCUUUCCUGUGAAAAAAAUGAUUACGAUUGAGAUGCACUAAUGACUUUAUAACGGCCUCGGAGCUGCUGUGAACACUGGGUCGUAUCUGUGAACAUUUAUUUACCUUCACAUAACUGAGGAGCCUCUCGGCCUUAUAACCUGCUGUUAUUCAAUGAUAGCCAUAUUAUACGGCUAUAUUACACAUUUUAUGACAGUGUAUUGAUGUUAUUGGAGUGAAAAUCCCCCCAAAAAUGUUAAUUAUGUUAAUUUACACCUUGACAAAGGUGUUGUGAAAAGUCUGCAAUAAAGUUCAAAUGGUUUUAUUCAGUUUUUAUUCAGUUUCUCUCAAAAAACACUGAAAAAUGCUCAAAAAUAUCUAUCACCUCUACAUAUAACAUGCAGGGAGUUUUCAGCAGUGUAUUUUACCCAUUUUACAACCCUGAUUUUAAAAAAGAUGGAUACAUUUGUGACCUACAUUCAAUUAAAUACAAUACA